Setaria italica (foxtail millet) is the source of this 1437-nucleotide messenger RNA. Its product is annotated as putative disease resistance protein RGA1. NCBI's taxonomy places the organism in Eukaryota, Viridiplantae, Streptophyta, Magnoliopsida, Poales, Poaceae. The record is from RefSeq and is a predicted model, not a curated record. The transcript has a single exon. The annotation marks the transcript as partial.
AUGGAGGUAGUUUUCACGGCGAUUAUGGGUGAGAUUGCCAAUAAAUCGAUAUCUUUCUUGAUUGACAAGUGCUCAAAUAAUCUAGAUACGCCAACCGAGGAGGAUCGGAGGAUAAAGACUCUGCAAAGCCUGUUGCUAAGGGCGUGUGUCAUCGUCGAGGAGGCAGACGGGCGGAACAUCACAAACCAAGCGAUGGUACACCAACUCAACAUACUGAGGAAAGAAAUGUACAGAGGUUAUUUCGUCAUGGACAGCUUGAUCACAAGCCAAACCAGUGAGGAAGACAAGUCCAAAGAUCAUGAUGUGAGUAGUAACCCUUUUGCUAUAUCUAAAUUCAAUCCUGUGAAGCGUCUCUUUUUCCACACUCGUAGUACACAUGGGGAGAACGAACUGCAGCAAGUGCUCGGCAAUUUGAACAACAUCAUCACUGACAUGAGAGAGUUUAUAGAAUUCAUGAAGGAAUAUCCUCCAUUGUACAGGCAACCAUACAGUAUGCAUCUGUUUCUUGACAAGUGCAUGUUUGGUCGGCAAAUGGAAAUGGAGAGGAUCAUGAAUUUCUUAAUGACAGAAGGCCCUCCUAGUGCAAAGGAUGUGGAUGUUCUACCAAUUGUCGGUCCAGUCAAUGUUGGGAAGAGUACUCUUGUUGGACAUGUAUGCAAUGAUGAAAGAGUGCGCAAUAACUUUGCUCGAAUUGUGUUCAUUACUGAAGUUGAUAUUAAAGACAAUGGGCUAACCGAUUUAAAGGAUGGAGGCCUGAUCAUACACCAAAACAACUCGCCAAAUGGAAAUGAGAGAUUGCUAUCUAUCAUUGAAUUCCCUGACGAUGUUGAUGAGGCUGGGUGGAAGAUGUAUUUAGCCUUUGCCACAAGGCUUGCUGCUACGGUAAAAAUUAUAAUCACAAGCAGAUCAAGCAAAAUCAUAGGUUUUGGUACCACACAGGCUCUUAUACUCAAUUUUCUGCCGCCAGAGGCAUACUGGUAUUUCUUCAAGGUAAUUACAUUUGGGAGUGCAUAUCCAAAGGAUCAUCCAAAACUGGAAUCUAUUGCCAUGGAGAUAUGCAGAGGUAUCAAUGGAUCAUUUAAAGUUGCAAACAUUGUCUCUAGCUUACUAAGAGAUUCUCUUAAUGCUCGACAUUGGUUUGUGGUUCAUAAAUUUCUUAAGCUACUUAUGGAAAUGAAUAUCUGUUUGACUGCACAUGAGUCGAAGGAGGUACGAACUUAUUACUAUCUUAAAAGAAUGGUCAACAAUGACCACUUCAUAAUUUAUGAUUACCAUGAAAGUUUUGCUGACGACAUGGUCCCCAAGACAACAUUAUGUGAUGUGAUAUUUGGAAGUGUUAGAUGUGAAGGGAAAUUCAAGGUCCUUUCAUGGAAGUCACGCAUACCACCAUAUAAGAACUACAUCUAUACUUGUGACAUGAAGAAGAAGAAGAAGAAG